Molecule: messenger RNA, 876 nt
Organism: Temnothorax curvispinosus
Lineage: Eukaryota; Metazoa; Arthropoda; Insecta; Hymenoptera; Formicidae
Exons: 2
Coding region: 382-861 (159 amino acids)
Source: RefSeq, a predicted model, not a curated record
AUUAUAAUUUCUCUUCAUUGUGCACACAGUUUAGAGUGUUACGUAUCAUUUACGAAAUCGCAAAAAUUACGACUGAAGCGUUUAUUUCGUAAUUGUACAACAAUGUGCAAUUUCACGUGCAAAAUGCAUACCUAGAUAACAAAAAGACAACAAUGAAAAUUAUUAUAUCAAUAAAUUUAUGCGCGUAAUAACUUUUAGUAGCAGAUAGCAGUUCUGCUGACGUUCCCCCCAGAAGUAUGAUGAGUAAUUGCGAUUAGCUAAAGUAGCUACGAUAACAAGUACUGCCUAGUCACUAUGCAUAUCAGGGAUUACGUAAGGUGCCAAACAUUAUUAGAUGUAAUAUAUAGUGACGCGAAAUCGUGACGAACUCACUAAAUCAACAUGAAGGUGUUGCUGUCGGUUCUCUUCGCGAUUUUGAUAUGCGACCAAAUCGCCAAUGGUUACCGAAUUCUCGGUGUGUUCCCGUUACACGGCAAGAGUCAUUGGAUCAUGCAAGAGGCACUGAUGAAGGAAUUGGCGAGACGCGGUCAUCAGGUUGAUGUGGUCACGCAUUUUCCGCUGGAAAAGCCGAUACCCAAUUACACGGAUAUCAGCCUGAAGGGCAGUCUUCCACAAGUUAUGAACAAUAUGACCGCGGCGGAUGUACUAGGUUUCAGCACUCCGUCUAUAUCCAAUUUAGUUGCGAUAGCUGGAAACAGCAUUUGCACACUGUUGGACCACCCAAAGAUACAAGAGCUGAUUAAGAACCCACCGCAAGAUCCCCCCUAUGAUCUCGUCAUACAAGAGGUAUGCUCAAUGUUUUCAAGUAUAUGUUCGAUCAUCCUUGCGUUGCAUAAGAAAAUUUCUACUAUUUCGAUUUAAUUAAAUAUAUUAAUU